CCAUCAUUUGCAGAAGGGCAGUAGAGCCUCUUGUCACAGAAACCAGGACCCCUUGGUUUCCUGAGGCCCAGACGAGGGGCCCAGGGGGCAUCACUCUGCAGCCCAACCACCUGCCCUUUGCCAGUUGGGUUCACUGUGAGGGGGGCCUCGCUAGUGCCGCUGGUGCCGGGUGGGGGUUCACAGGUAAGGUGGGCACUCCAGAAUAGCUGGGCACUUGAUCCUCUUUUUUUCUCACACCUUCUAGACCCCAGCCAGGGCCAGCAGGGCAUCAGAAAGGGCCCAAACAAAGGCAGGACGGGUGAGUCCUCUGGCCCAGGAGGCCAAGGGGGAUGGAUGAAACUUUUCUCCCUAGUGAGGCUGGAGUCCCUAACCCUGUGAGAGGGACUCAGUACAGUCUGAGAAGCGCUGGAGACAGACAGGAAGACGUCAAGGUGGCCCCUGCUCACCUCUCUCCCUUGCUUUGCCCCAUAAACUACACCGUGUCUCCAUCUCUUCCUCUGCAGCAUGAAACCAUCCAGGUGCCCCACCUGUCCAGCCAGCGCAGGUCUGCAGGGGCAGCAAGUGCUUUGUUUGUUCAUUCAGGCCAUAGGUGGACGAGUGAGGACAGGACAGACAGAGGCAAGGUGCCAGGAUGCCUCCUCUGCCCCUCCCUGGGCCGGCUUGAGGCAGCAGUGGCUCUCAGGUCUGGGAUGGCAUGUUUGCAGGCUGGGCUGUCUGAGGGCAGGUCUCCAAGGAUGUUAACACUGAGGAGGUUGCAAGGGCAGGAAGAGAAUUGGAGGGCCAGGGUCCCAGAGGUGCUCUCCAUCUCCCUGUUCCCCGCAGCCCUGCUCCCUCCCCUGCUAGGGCCCAGAAAGGGGGGGGGGGUUGGUUUCCCACCACAGUGCCCCACCUCCCUGCCCACCUGGCUGCACUGAUGGAGGGGCACUCUCCAGGCUCCUUGCCUGCCUCGGAGGCUGUUCUCAGGUCGCCAUUUCCCAUGUCUGUUUGCUCUGGGCUCCUGGCCCUGUGCUGCCCCAGCGCUUUCUUCUGCACGGGUCCUGCCUUUGGUGUCUCACUGUGGCAGGGCCCCUCUGGGUGAACAAGGGCAUUGCAGGCACCCCCUCCCUGGGGUUAGCUCCUGCCCAAGGGGCUGAUGGUGGAAAUCACAGGCUACCAGAGGGCUGGAGCCUGGCUCUGCUCAGACCUAUUUUAGACCUCUGAGCCCCCUUUCCUCUCCAGGCACCCCCUCCCAGCCCUCCUGGCUUGCCCAGCCAAUGCUCAACCUCAGGGUGAAGUUGCUGAGGUACAGCGCAUGGGGGUGGGGACCUGGGGCAGUCCCCCUGGGAAAGGGGCCAGGGGCCAUGUCCAGAGCCUGGCAGUCUCCGAUUGAGGUCCACCCUCCCCAGUCCGUCCUGGGGGCCCUGCCCAGGCAGCCACAGCUCCCAACCACAACAUCCUUUAGGGCUUGGCCUACAGAGCUGGGUGGUUGACCCCAAAUAGCCCUGGGGCACAGCCCAGAGGGUAUAAACGGUUCUAGAGGGCAGGAGGGACAGACCAGCCAUUCCCAAGCAGCAGCCCCAACACAGCCGCUGACGACGCACCAUGAGGCCCCUCACGCUCCUCGCCUUGCUGGCCUUGGUCGCGCUCUGCCUUGCUGGCCGGGCAGAUGCAAAGCCCAGCGGUGCGGAGUCUGUCAAAGGUGCAGCCUUCGUGUCCAAGGAGGAGGGCAGCAAGGUGGUGAGGAGACCCAGGCGCUACCUGGACUACUGGCUGGGAGUCCCAGCCCCUUACCGGGAUCCCCUGGAGCCCAAGAAGGAGGUGUGUGAGCUCAACCCGGACUGCGACGAGCUGGCUGACCACAUUGGCUUCCAGGAGGCCUAUCGGCACUUCUAUGGUGUGGUGUAGGGCACCCCAUUUUGCCGGCCCUUCUGGAGACCCCAGCUCUGGCUCCUCCUCAGGACCCCUUCCCCUUGCCUCACCCUGACUGUCCCCACCUUGUGAGUGUGGGGUCCCCAUCACCCCAUCUGCUCCAAAAAUAAACUCCGAAGAGGAAUUGGUGGGCC
Molecule: messenger RNA, 2042 nt
Organism: Choloepus didactylus (southern two-toed sloth)
Lineage: Eukaryota; Metazoa; Chordata; Mammalia; Pilosa; Megalonychidae
Gene: BGLAP
Product: bone gamma-carboxyglutamate protein
Exons: 4
Coding region: 1582-1884 (100 amino acids)
Biological process (GO): regulation of bone mineralization; regulation of cellular response to insulin stimulus; response to vitamin K
Cellular component (GO): extracellular region
Molecular function (GO): hydroxyapatite binding; structural constituent of bone; calcium ion binding
Source: RefSeq, a predicted model, not a curated record